UUUUUCUGGAAAUAGGAACAAAAUUCGACUGUCACCAGUCUUGGAAAACAAGGAUUACAUUUAAUAUUAACUUAUAUAGAAUACUUGUUGAUUGAACAAAAUGGUUGACUACAGCAAGUGGAAAAACAUUGAGAUUUCGGAUGAUGAGGACGAUACACACCCGAACAUCGAUACACCUUCGCUGUUUCGCUGGCGACAUCAAGCGCGUGUGGAGCGCAUGGCCGAGAUGGAUAAGGAGAAGGAGGACUUUAAGAAGAAGCGGCAGAGCCAAAAGGCGCGUCUUUUAGAUGUGAAGGAGCGCAUUAGCAAAAAAGAGGGGGACGAGGCGGCGCUCAAGAAAGAGCUGGAGAAGGUUGAAAACGAGGGCAAAGAGCUUGACCGCCUUGAGAACGAAAUGCUAAAGAAGGAAAAGAAAACGCCCUGGAAUGUAGACACAAUCAGCAAGCCGGGCUUCGAGAAGACUGUGAUCAAUAAGAAGCCCGCACGCAAGCCCGAUGAGAAUAUAUCCGAGGAGGAGCGCGAACAUCGCAUGAAAACGUUUGUCAAGGAGAACGAAAAGUUGUGUAAACAGUACGGCAUGUUGCGCAAAUACGACGAUUCCAAGCGCUUCCUGCAGGAACAUCUGCAUCUGGUUUGCGAGGAUACGGCUAACUAUCUGGUCAUUUGGUCCAUCAAUCUAGAAAUGGAAGAGAAACACGAAUUGAUGGCGCAUGUGGCCCAUCAAUGCAUUUGCAUGCAGUACAUUCUGGAGCUGGCCAAGCAGCUGGAUGUCGAUCCACGUGCUUGCGUGAGCUCGUUCUUCUCAAAAAUACAGCACUGUGUGCCCGAAUAUCGGGCCCAGUUCGAGAGUGAAAUUGAGGGCUUUAAGGAACGCAUUCAGAAACGAGCCCAGGAAAAGGUACAGGAGGCUAUCGCCCAGGCCGAGGAGGAAGAGCGUCAGCAGCGCUUGGGACCCGGUGGUCUGGAUCCAGCCGAUGUGUUUGAAUCGCUUCCAGAUGAGCUGAAGGCCUGUUUCGAAUCCCGAGACAUUGAGCUGUUGCAGAAGACAAUUGAGGCUAUGCCAGUUGAUGUGGCCAAAUAUCAUAUGAAGCGUUGUGUAGAUUCGGGACUUUGGGUGCCAAAUGCCAAAGAUGCUCCACUUGGUGAUAAAGAGGAUGGAGAAGCUGGGGAAUCGUCAACAGCAGCAGCAACAGCCGAUAAGGUCGACAAAACUGAUGAUGCCAAGUCAGAAAAGGAACCCAUAUAUACGGGCGUCAGCACUGACGAUGUGGAUUGAUUCCCACGAUAUUAUUAUUAUUGAAAAUCGUUUCCAUUUGCUAUACGCCCCAUAGACCUUAAGCUUAACAGUUUCCUGUCCAUAAUCAUGCAUCAUGCGCAAAAAACAGCAUUUUCACUUGAUUGAAUGUUUGUAUAUACAUAUGUAAACGAUUUGGUUUGAAUAACAACAGUAAAUUAUCAGUAGGCUGUAUCUCGUCCACUGUCAUUUUGAUGUGCCCCUCUCUAAAUAAAUAUGAAUAUCAAGUGACUUACACAGAA
Messenger RNA from Scaptodrosophila lebanonensis, 1536 nucleotides. It is a transcript of the gene Cdc37, whose product is annotated as hsp90 co-chaperone Cdc37. NCBI's taxonomy places the organism in Eukaryota, Metazoa, Arthropoda, Insecta, Diptera, Drosophilidae. Gene Ontology annotation, biological process: protein stabilization; protein folding. Gene Ontology annotation, cellular component: cytoplasm. The record is from RefSeq and is a predicted model, not a curated record. Gene Ontology annotation, molecular function: protein kinase binding; heat shock protein binding; protein-folding chaperone binding. The transcript is spliced from 4 exons. The coding region runs from base 101 to 1276 and encodes 391 amino acids.